Molecule: messenger RNA, 5786 nt
Organism: Cinara cedri
Lineage: Eukaryota; Metazoa; Arthropoda; Insecta; Hemiptera; Aphididae
Source: the annotation of a GenBank genome assembly
UAACGUGUGGUUGAUACCAUCACUACAAUCUGGAUAGCAUGGUUCAUUUAAUACAUUAAUCACGUGUUCUUUCUUUUCUUUUUCUGGUACCGUAUACCGUUUUGUGCUCGUACCGUUUGUAUUUAAUUAAGUUAGAUAUAUUAUAUUAAAAUGAAAGUAAAAACUGUUUCAACUCCAUCCAAAACCAAGCCGUUUAGAAAAUCUGUGACCGGUUCUAUACAAAAGAAGAAAUUUCCUAAACCUACUGGUGCCUUCAAGAACUUAGUGAAAAUUACCGAUGAAUUUGAAGAGCUAAAAUCCGGGAAAAAUCCAACAGGAAUUUCUUGUUCAAAAGAACCUAAACUUGUUAAAUCUGCUAAAAAAACAAAGGCCAAGAAGGAGAAAAAUGAAUCUGAUGGUAAAGUACCUAAAAAGUCUAUUGAAUUAAAAAAGUCCAAGGAACCUGUUGUGCCUCCUAAACAGAAAAAAUUAAAGAAAGAAACAACUGAUGGCGAGUCUAAAGUUUCUCUAAAAUCAAAAGUAAAAUUAUUUAAAUCUAGUUUAACUACAGAAGUGGAUAGUGAACAGAGUGAGGGUGAACCUAAACUUGAUAUUACAAAAGUAAUUUAAUAAUCCUGAUAAUGUAUAAUUUUCCAAUUUCUGACAUUUAUACUAAUUUACAGGUUGAGGCAGCUGUUAAUGCACUUUUCACAAUGGUAAAAGAUUCUUUGAAUACAAACAAAACUGAAUUAUGGGAUGAAGCGACACCAGUACAUUUAGUAGUUACAGGAGUAAAAUUGGGAACCGGUCCAAAACGAAUUAUUAGAAUGUAAGUUGAAAAAUAAUUAUUCUCUAUGUAUUUCACUAUUUGUAAUUAUAAAAUAUAUUACAGAGUAUUACCAAAUUCAUUGGUAACUGAUACAACUGAUAUAUGUCUGAUUGUACCAGAUCUUGUCCGUGGACGUAAUGUUGAUCAUGAAAAAACAUAUCAUUAUUAUAAGGAAUUAUUGGCCAAAAAUGGCAUUAAAAAUAUAAAAACUGUAAGUUAAUAAUAAAGAUUUAAUAUUGUGAAUAGAUAUUAAUUGUUUUAUUUUAAAUAAGAUUUUGCCAGCCAGACAAGUUCGAGUAGAGUUCAAUGAAUACGAAGCCAGAAGAAAUUUGUGUCAUUCACAUGAUAUAUUUUUAAUUGAUCAAAAAAUUAGUGGUUUUAUGGUAAAGAAAUUGGGAAAAGAAUUUUAUAUUAAACGAAAGUAAGAUUGAAAUAAAUACUGCGUACAAAUGACUAAAUAAUCAAAUUAAAAAAUUUGCAAAUAGUUUAAAUUGCGAUACUAAUAUAAAAUACUAAUUAGUAUAAAUAAGUUAUUAGGUUGAAAUAAAUUGUAAAAAUAUAUUGGUAUUUAAUUUGAAUAAAAAAAUUUAAUUAAUUAUAAGGACAAUUUUAGUCCUCAUUAGUUUCUUUGGUUUUGUUAAAAAGAUUAAACAUUCUUCUAGUUUUAAAAUUAUAGUGCUUAGUGUUUACUUUUUCUCUUUUAAAAUAAUAGUUUUUGUUAUCUUUAUUAAAGAAAAAAGAUCUUUUAAACCAGUAUGUAUAUGAUUUAACUACUUACAAAAAUUUAGUUUUUACAACAAUAAUUGUAUUUUGUAUCGAUAUAAUAUAUUUUAAUGAAAAUGAGGAAAAUUUGAUAAUUGAUUUGGAUAUUUGUUGUUUUAUUUUUUCAAGGUUUCCAAUUACUGUUAAACUGACUAAACCUCAUUUAAAAUCGGAAAUAGAAUCAAAGCUGCACAAAACAUCAUUUUUCCUUGAUUAUAAAGGAAAUACAAAAACUGUACAGGUAUGAAAUUUUAUUAAGUUAAGUUAUUUCUCAUUUAUUUUUAUAUUUCCUAUAGAAAAUUAUAUUUUUGUAAAAAGUUAAGACUAUCAUGUUAAUUUUUUGAAAUUAAAAUUGUUAUUUCAUAUAUAGUAGGAGAUUUUUUUUUUUAAAUACCACAUUCAUUAUUUUGGUAUCUUUCAAAGUAAACAAAUUUAAAUGGGAUAAUAAAGACAAUUCUUAUCAGGAAAUAAAUGUUUUACUGUAGAAAACUUUUUCUAGGAAGUUUAGAAGUAAUAAUUAAUUUAAAAAUAAUUUAAUACUGUUGGAUGUAACCUAUGACAAACAGAUGUAAAAAAAAAAUAAUAAUUCGAUCAAUAAAUUAGUAGUAAUUUAUUUAUAUAUUUAUUAUAAUAUGUUUAUAACAUGACUAGCAUAGUUAUAAACUUAUAUGUGUGUAUUAUAAACAUAUAAAAUGUGGGUAUCUACGCCAAAACGAUAAAAUUUAAUCUAUUAGUAUUACGUUAUAUUCAAUAAUAAUCGAUAAGGUUCGAUAUGGUAUGAUACUAUUAAAGUUAUAUUAUGGACAUAAUAUCAGUGAUUUUAUAAUUUAUAAAUAUAAAUAAAACAGCUGAAAAUUGUACUAUAAAUAUUUUUAAUGAUUGAUUUAUAUAUAUUUUUUAUUUUUUUUGGAGUCCUAAUUACUUCCAUUUGUCCCUAUUCGUGCUGGAUGUGCUACUGUUCUAGAUUUCAAGUUAGGAUACAUAAGAUGCUAUGUAGGAUAGAGUUAUUUAAUUUAUAUCUGUAUGCAGCAAUACAUUAUAGAUAAUUAAAUCAAUUUUGAACACAGUGAAACAUGUUUUGAAAUGCUAUGAUUUUUUAUCAUUUUCAUCAAAAUUUGAACUUCAAAAAGGUUUUAAAACUGCAAUAUUAAGCUUAACUUUUUUUUUUUAUUAAUCUUUAAGUACAACUUAUGAUAAUUUUCAUGUAAACAUUUUAAACAUUUCCACUUUGCCAAAACAAUUUUACUAACACAAAAUUAAAAAAGCUUAAUAAUUUCAAAUGCCAACAAAUAGCUCAAUAACUGUCAGAAUGUUUGGAACAUAUUACUACAUCUAAAAAAUCUAAUGACCACAAUUUCUGGCUGUGCCUCGAUUCCUUCCAACCUGUCCUGUCCUAUCAUCAUAAUAAGUGGUUUUAUUCAAUUUUAUUUUUUUCACAAUCGGAAUUUUAUUUUUUUAUCAAUGAUUUAUUGUUUUGUACAGAUAUAAACUGAAUUACCCUAUAUUAUAUCCUAUCUUCUCAAAUUUACACAUAGAACAGUGGCACACCUAUGGUGUGAAGUUUGCCUAUUUUUUUAAUUUUAUAUAUAUUAUAUGUACAUGAGAAUAUUUUUUUUCAAAGUCUGAACUAAUACUAUUUUGGUGUUUUUUGAUAGUUUUAAUCAAUAAGUUAAUUAUUAACAUAAAUAUUAUAUUAUUUGCCAUUGUUUUAGGUUGGUCAUAUGAAACAAACACCUAAGCAAAUUGCUGAAAAUAUUUUAGCGUCCUUUGAUAAUUUAGCAUAUAAUUAUCCAGGUGGUUUGAAGAACAUCAGAGUUAUGUUAAUUAAGAGUCCAACAUCUGAAUCAUUGCCAAUAUAUUUUUCAAUGGGUUUGUAAUUAUUUAAAAGAAUAGAAAAAACCAACAAUAAUUUUAUGUUUACAAUAAAUUGUUAUUUAGUUUCUAGAAAUGAAGUUGAAACACCAAACAUUAAAUCUGAUGUUUAUUCUAAGGAUAAAAUUGUUGAAGGUGAAUUAUUUGGCAAGCGAGUGUUGGUUAAACCUAAUGGAGAUGUAAAACUUUUGUCGGUGAGUUUAUAUUAUUUCUGGGUGAAAAUUUUGUUUUUUGUUAAUUUUUAAUUGUAUUAUUUUAUAGGGUUCCGAAGAAGAAUCUGACUAUGAUGAAGAUUUUGCUAAAUUUACACAAAAGAAAAUUAAAAACAACACAAAUUCUAAUAAAAAAGAUGAUGAAGAGGCUGAAGUUAGUAAAAUUGAUUAUUUAUAUAUAUUACUUAUUUAUACUUAUUAAUUAUAAUAAGUAAUAUAUUUUAAAAAGAUUAUCAUUAAAACUAUAUAUAAUUACAGCAAUCUGAUUCUUCAGUUGAUCAAGAUAUUGAGGAAAUAAUAAAUACAAAAGAGGGUUCAGAAUCUGAUAAGGCUGGUUCAGAAAGUGAUGGUGGUAAUGAUAAUGAUGAUGAUGCUGAAGCAGAAUAUUUAAUGGAAUUUGCAGAAACUAAAAAAUUACAAGUAACAAUUAAUAAUUGUUUAGAAGAAAUAUUUAUAAUAUGUUAAUGCUAUUUUUAUAUGUAUAUAAACAUUAUAAAAUUAAUUAGUUAAAAAAGAAACGUAAGCGAGAAGAUGAAAAUACAGAGGAAACAAAUGAAGUAAAAAAUAGAAUUUUAAAAAACAAAACAAAAGUAAAUAGAUCUGUAAAUACUAAAAAUGUAAGUUUAUUAAUAUACAAUUUAUAGUUAUUCAUAGUUACAUGGUAUAUAAUAUAUAUACUAUUAUUUACCUAUUGUAUUUUUACAGAAAAAAAUUAAUAAAGAUGCUAUGAAAAAUAAGACAUUGGAUGAAGAAGAGAAUUUAAAAUCUGAGAAUGAUGGUACAGAAAGUGAUGAAGCAACUAAAAAAAUACCGGUAAUAACUUAGGACAGAAAUAACUUAUAAAGUGUUCUAGACUUAAGUAUUUUCUAUAUUUUUAAAGUUGUAGUUUUUGUUAUUGGUUAUUAAAAUAAUAAGUACUAUUAAUAAUAAUAAUAAAUUCAAUAUUAAAAAAAAAAAAAACACACUUAAAAUCGGUAUCCCUGAUGUCUACUUAUAUUUUAAUGGUUGAUCGGCCUUGAUAUUUCGUGAUUAUAAGUGUUAUGUGAUGAUCGUCAUUUUCGUCAAUUUAAACCGAUAUAAAUACCUACUGCGUUCAUAUGUAUACCUAUUAUUAGGAGAGGUCGAUUUUGAAAGUUUACAAUAUAUUGGAUUUACUUUGGUCUAGAACAUUCUGUAUAUAUUAUAUUUAUGUUUUCAUUAAAUAUAUUAACUCAAUACAAUUAAUUAGCUGAAAAAAAAUAAAUUUAUUCGUAAACGGCAAGGAAAAGUCAUUGAAAAUGUGAGAUCAAAAGAACAAUUAAAUGAAACUAAGUCUGUUAAAGGAAAAAAUGUAAGUGUAUUUUUAAUGUUAAUAUUAUAUAAUGUAUUAUGAUAAUUAAUAUUUGUUAUUUAUGUUUUUAUAGAAAAUGGCCAUAAAAAAGAAGAAAUUAAAUAAGUAAAUAAUAUAAAAAUGUUUGUAUAAAAUUACUUAUUUAAUUGUAUUUCUGUAUUAAAAUUGUUUACUAUUUUGACAGUGUAAAUGUCUGUUUUGUAUUAUUUUUGUUUAGUUUAUUUCUUUUAUCAAAAUAUUUAUCUGAAACUUGUACAUUGUCAAUAGUCAAAAUGUUUGGUGUUUUUGACCUUUUUUGAGUAUAAAUUAGAUUUCACAAUGUUUCAAUAAAAAAUAAAUUAUGUACGCUACUGUUCAUGGUUACUAUUAUCUUAUUUUAAUAUCCAUGACUUAAUUAAACUCUAGUAAUUCGUUUAGAAGUAGUAAGUCUUAUAACUAUCAUCAAGUAUAAUUUUGACAUUGCUCACCCACUUUUCACUAGUUGUAACUAAUACAUAAUAUACUUUAGGUAUAUAAACAAUUAUAAGAUUUAAAAUUUCAUAUAAGGUAGAUGAAUACCAAACACAUUUUGUUUUUAAAUAAAUUAUUGAGUAUAUGUAAUCUACCAAAGGUGAUUCUAUUAUAUUAAUUUAAUCAUCUAAAACGUUUAACUAUCUAAAAUAAUUAUAUUUCUAUACUUAUGGUUACUAUUUCUUUUAAUAAAUGUAUAAAUGAAGUGUUAAAAAUAGAAACUUAUAAACUUGUUAUAAGUUUUACAAGGUAUAAAGUUUCAGUUUAAUCAUUUGUACUGUAUAAAUGUCUG